GCCGCGAACUCGGUUGUUGUGGGAAAGGCUGCGUGAGAGAAGAGCAACUCCACAGAUAGCACUGGAAUGAGGGACUUGUGGGUCGGUUAGAUCACAGAAUGCAAGUGUCAUUGGCCGCGCGUAUCUCGAACCCAAAAGGGAAGAUGACUCCAAAUCCAUGAUGGACCCAAUCCUACUCCUCCAAGUAGUUCCAUGAGAUAGCUGGUCUUUGAUCUGGCCUUCUGCAGUCACCCCCGCGUUUAGAUGCCAUCACCAUUUCUGUAGACAUUCACCAUCCCUCGCCUUCUGUCAUGCCGCGUCGAGUCCGCAAAGCUGCUUAUUCCAGGGUAGGCUGCGCCACCUGCAAGCAACGACAUAAGAAAUGCGACGGAAAUAAACCUAGAUGCGACGCAUGCGUGCGCCUAAACCUCAAAUGUGAACAAAGCGAUGGCUUUCGGAACUUCCAGCCUGCAAGUCCAGAAUCACAAGAGUCCCCUAACGAAACGCAAAUAUUGAGCUUGGAUGAACCUCGAUCAAUAUCGCCGGCAUCGCCAGAAUCAUCUCCAGACUCACUGCCCGCUCAAGUCAACAACAUCCCAGCCUUAUCCCAGCAAGACUGGCAGUAUUUCCAAUACUACGUGGAGAGGCUCUCUGAUCUUCUCCUCAACGGCCAUGCACCAUACAACCCCCUGCGCUCUCUAAUUGUACCACGAAUGACCUCCUCACCACUCCUGCUCCAAGCCGUGUGCUCAAUAUCAGCCCAGCACCGCGCGAACGGUGCAGGUAUUGAGAAACCGCAGUUCCAGACAGCUGCUACAGCAUACUACCUCCGCGCGCUGUCAAAUCUCAAGCAGUGGAUCCCAUAUAUCUCAUGGCUCCAGGACACAGCACAGUACGGCGGUGAUACAGAGUCGCUGGAGACGGCGGUGCUCGUGUCCAUCUUCCUGUGUAAACACGAGAUUAUCAAAGCCGGUGUUGCGAACUGGCGCUCGCAUUUGGUUGCCAUUGAGUCAUUUUGCCGCUUACUGGCGAGUGACGAGCGGGCGGGUAUGUCCGAGGUGGUGAUGUAUGCGCGGAGCUUUAUUUUGUACCAUCGCAGCACUGCCAGCGUUACUGAUCAAUCAGCCUUAAUGCUGGGCAAUACGUGCUACGACCAGACUCUGGAUUUAGAGUCCUACGGCUCGUCGUAUAUUGUCGAUCCGUACAUGGGAAUCUCGCAGGACCUAGUACUAACUCUACAGCGCGUCUCACAUCUUCUCAACUUUGAAUCCGACGAUGAAAUCCAGCGGGUGGUGUUAAUGAGUGAAGUUGAGGCCAUACUCCAACUCAUCAAAGAGAGAAGCUGGACGCUGAAACUCGCAUUCAUCCCCCGCGAGAUGUCACCGGCUUCAACCAGCGUGCUGAUCUAUGUCGCGCGCGCGUACGAAAGCGCAAUCCUUGCAUACCUGCACUCCGUCAUCGAUAGUCUCGCCGAACGAGAUCUCGUCGCUGAGAAUAACAAGAACCAACAAGGGCCUCUGUGUUUCUGGCAGAGAUUGCAUGAUCUGGUUCCGUCGACAAAAGAACAAGCCGUAGCCGAUUGUAUUGUGGAGAUUUUACAAGUCCCUGUUGGGGCUCCCGAAGAGCCGGGGUUGUUGCCGCUUCUAUUUAUUGUAGCUUGUAUUGCAGAGAGUCCCGAGGAGACGUGGAUUGUUCUCGAGAGGGUGGAGGGUCUUGGGGUGAAUUUCCGUCUAGGCAAUAUGGAUUUUGUUGGGGCGUUUGUGCGUGAGGUUUGGAGGCAGAGGGUGUUUGCUGCUGGUAGUGUAGGUGGUAGGAUUGGAUGGAGGGAGCUGUUGGCGCGGUCGAAGUGGGAUUUGAUGCUUUCUUAGGAUUUAUUAUAACAGAAGUGUCAUACAAUGUUAUGAUUUCCAAAGAGUAAUAUCUGAGGAUAAACGUAUAUUGUUGCAUUAGGG
Molecule: messenger RNA, 1931 nt
Organism: Aspergillus versicolor CBS 583.65
Lineage: Eukaryota; Fungi; Ascomycota; Eurotiomycetes; Eurotiales; Aspergillaceae
Product: Zn(II)2Cys6 transcription factor
Exons: 5
Coding region: 291-1847 (518 amino acids)
Biological process (GO): positive regulation of transcription by RNA polymerase II
Cellular component (GO): nucleus
Molecular function (GO): DNA-binding transcription factor activity, RNA polymerase II-specific; zinc ion binding; transcription cis-regulatory region binding
Source: RefSeq, a predicted model, not a curated record